Nezara viridula (southern green stink bug) is the source of this 6049-nucleotide messenger RNA. The record is from the annotation of a GenBank genome assembly. NCBI's taxonomy places the organism in Eukaryota, Metazoa, Arthropoda, Insecta, Hemiptera, Pentatomidae.
UUUACCGGUUGUCAGGUUGUCACACUUGCCGAGGUUGGAACCGAGUUUACUUGAGUUUGUUAAAUUUUUAUGAUUUUUGAAUUAAAAAUGACAUAAUUAUGUAAUGACCCGGUGGACCUUAUUUGUUUAUACAGUAUGUUGUUCCUAGAGUCUUUGAUACAUACAUGAGUUCGUAGGAAAGAUGAGUAGUGAUGUUAAGAAAUCAUCGGACAUUGAAUCUGUUGCUGUGGAUAAUAUGGGUGGAAAUAUUGUAGCUGUUCCAGGCUCAACUUUGGGAAAUUCAAUAGAGAAAAGAACCCUUCCAUUGUUAUAUGUACAGUCUUCUAUAAACAAACCUAAUAUCGGUGACAGCGGUAAUGAAUCUGUGAUACCAAUUAAUGUACCUAAAUUUGGAGCUCCUAUUGCUGUUUCCUCUGUUCCAAAUGGAGUUGCUGCUGGAGCUAAGCUUGUUCAGGUCCAAACACCUAGUCAAAACAUUGCUUAUGUUGGAACUUUGUUCAAGCAAUCUAAAGGAAAGGACAUGGUGCCACAAAAAGUUCUUUUAACUCCUGUAAAAGGAAAAGAGGUGUCAAUGGCUCGACUAAUUCUACCUCGCCCAUCAACACCAUCACCACAAGGAAUCAUUCCAGGAAAAAAAAUUUGUAGGUCUUUUGUAGUCAGUCCAGUAACUCAAUCAUCGCUUAUCAAAUCUAAUGAUUCAACCACAGGCAAGCUUGUUCAACCAAAUAUUAUCAGGCCCAGAGGAGUUGAAGCUAAAAUAUUAACAAAUGCUGUUAUCAAGCCAGCAACUGUUACAAAAGCAUCGGUCCCACCUGGAUUGACUCUUGUAAAGAGUUCUCAGGUACAAACUCAAUGUCACGCCGUAGCCGGGGCUGGAGAUAAGGCUCAGAUGAAAGUAAUAUUGGUUGAUAUGAAAGAAGACGUUAGUGAAAAGUGUGAUGUAAAAAUAAAUGAAGCAACUAAAGCUAACAAAGCUAGCACGACUGAUGAUAAUUCAAAAAAUGAGAAUUCAAGUACUUCCAAUGAUGUAGUUACCAUAGAAGAUGAUAAUGAAAAAACUGAGAAGCCGUUGAUGAAAUCUACUGAAAGUGAAACAGAAGUUGCUAAAUCAGUUGCCACAAGCUCUGAAAAUGAGAAAACAGUCAGCGACAACACAGUAACCAAAACCACAACACAGUGGGAUGAAAAGGAAAGCAAUUCACCAUUUCAAAGUACCGGAGACAGAGCUCGUAAGAGGAAAGGUUCUCUCAUUUCUUCCACUGCUGGUACGCCCAAAAAAGUUUUCAUCGGAGAUCCUUAUGAAAACUUAAAAUUAUUUCCGGGAGGCGAAGAAUAUGAUCCAUUUAAGAUCAUAGAUUGGGAUAGUCAAGGGCUUGGAAAUUUACCUGAUAGUUCAAUCAAAAUAGUCAAAAAUGAAUUUGAUAUGGUGGAGCUUCUUGAUGGCAGUGAUCCAACAGAUAAGAAGAAAUCUGAUGAAAUAUAUUGUUGCCUUUCGUGUGGUUGUUAUGGCUUAAUAACAGAGUUUUACAAUGAAAAUUAUUGCAGCAUGGGCUGCAGGGAUGACCUGAUUGCUGUUCAGCAUUCGAUAUUUAGUAAAAAAGAUUCUGACGUGGAAAUGUCGGAUUCGAAUGAUAAAAAGAGUUCUAAUGAUAAUGUGGGAGUUAAAACGACUGUGACUGCUAACGACUCAAGAAGUUCUGACAGAAAGAUGUCGAUUGAUGAUGAACUUCCUUCAUCAAAAUCAACUGAAGCUGAUAUAAUAGACCUCAUUGAUGCAAGUUCUCCUGAUUCCGAAUCAUCUAUUAAAAAAAAUAUAAACGAUGAUGUUAGACUUACAAAAAUUAAGAAAAUAAUGACAAAAGGUUGUAAAAUUGGUCGUAAGUCAGAUUUGGUUAAACCUGCUAGUCAACAUUCGCCAGAGAAAUCAGAAAAACAGACUAAAAUAAAAUUGAGGCCGAGAGUUAGUGGAAAAAUGAAUAAAUCUUCAUCAACUGAAGAUAUCAUUGCACAAGAUUUAGAUUUGGGAUCAUCUAACAAUGAUAAUGAUAGCCCAAAAAAGAAGUCUCGCUUCCGAUGGAAUGCUUAUUUGAGUGAAACAAAAUCUUCAGGUGCGUGGGUGAAAUUAUUCAACAAUCCAUUCCCGUCUCGACCUAACAGGUUCAAGGUUGGGCAAAGACUUGAAGCGAUCGAUCCUGAACACCAGUCCAACGUCUGCUUAGUCUCCGUUGCUGAAGUCAAAGGGUAUCGUUUGAAAUUACACUUCGAUGGUUAUCCAAAAGACUAUGAUUUUUGGGUGAAUGCAGAUAAUCCAAAUUUAUUUCCUUCUGAAUUCUGCAAUAAACAUAAGAUUCCUUUGCGGCUUCCGCCUGGCCUCAGUUCUAAACAUUUUGAUUGGGAUGCUUACUUAUCCCGAAAUAAUGCAAAAGCUGCGCCUCAGUCUUGCUUUGAGAAUAAUUCUUCUAAUUUGGAUCAAGUUAAUCUUUUCAAAGUUGAUAUGAAGCUGGAAGCAGUUGAUCGUAAAAACACUUUCCUUGUUUGCGUGUCCACUGUUGCUGCCGUUAUGGAAAAUCGUAUACUUGUGCACUUUGAUUCUUGGGACGAUAUGUACGACUACUGGGUGGAUAUAUCCAGUCCAUACAUCCGUCCUGUUGGUUGGUGCAAAAAUGCAAACCAUGAACUUACACCUCCAAAUGGGAUAAAGCUUGAAGAUUUCAGUUGGAAGAAGUAUUUGAAGGAAACUAGGUCUGUUGCGGCUCCUGAAAAAGCUUUUGUUUUGAGGCCCCCUAUCGAAUUUAAAAAGGGACUAAAGAUAGAAGCUGUAGAUAAAAGAGCGCCUCAUUUAAUACGUGUCGCUACUAUUGCCGAAGUACUUCCAUAUCAGGUGAAAAUUACAUUUGACGGUUUCCCAGCACACUUCGGCUAUUGGGUCGAUGAUGAUUGUUCUGAUAUACAUCCAGUUGGUUGGUCUUCAAGAGCUGGACACCCUCUGGAGCCGCCGCCAGCUGCAGAUGACUUCCUCAAUUCAAGUUGCCCAACUCCGGGUUGUAUUGGACAAGGAUAUUUCCACGGAACAAAGAAAGAAUUUCACAAGCUGGCGAAAAACUGUCCUUAUACAACUGAAAAUUUAGUAAAAGAUUCUGCGCUUUCAGACAGGCUCAAAUGGAGUACCAAGACGAUGAGAAGGAAUUCUGAUGAAGUUAUAAAUUUGUCAGAUGAUUCAGCUGAGGAAAGUGAUGAUGAACCUGCAGAAAUGCAAUGGGCGUGGAUGAAGAUGAGACAAGGCCUUAAGAACGGCGUUACUAGAGAGAAAGGGGCCGACUACGUUGAAGAGGUGAAAGGAGACGAUGAAGUUAGUCAUUCAGAUGAUGAUGAGAUGGCAGAGAGGAAAGAAAGUACUUCUCAACUUUCAAAAGACUCCUCGGUCAAAGAUGAAUCGGUCAAAACUGAUGAAGGCCUAGUGAAAAAAGAAAGAAGUCCGUCUAUUGAAAAAAAUUCAAAUGAUGGAGAUUCUUCUAAGAAUAGUAUAAGCAGCGAAGAAGUGAGUUUGGAAAACAGUAUUAAAGUAAAGGAAGAAAAAUGUGAAAAUGAAAUACCUAGUGUCAAACAUACAGAAGAGCAAAAAUCAAUUAGUCCUUUGAAGACUAAUUCCGAAAAUAUAAACAAUAUUAGCUGUAAUAAUGUUAAUAAAGACAAUUGCAGUAAAGUUAGUCCAACGAAAGAAAAAGACAAUUGCAAUAAAGUUAGCCCAACAAAAGAAGAAGACUGCAUAGACGAAGUGAAUCCUUUGUAUUGGACCAUUCACCAGGUCUCCAAGUUCACCAAACCUCUUAUAUCUUGCUCCAAGGACUGCUUCUUGGAAGAAGAAAUUGACGGCCAAGGACUGCUAAUGCUUAGCAAAAGUGACCUGCUUGAUUAUCUAGGCCUUUCUGAUUCUGACGCGGAGAGAGUUUACCGUAAUAUUACACAGCUGAGGCAGAGAGCUGUGGUGUGAUCACUUUUAUUUGUAAAUAUAAUGUAAAUAGGUAAAUUAAGAAAGACUAUUAUAUAUAAAUGGAGUCGAAAUUUGAAUCUUCAUCUCUAUUUUAAUCAAAUAAAUUUGUUAAUAAUUUUCUGAAAGUUAUGAUCUCAUAUUGUGAUUUAAUUUUGUAUAAUUUAUGUAGAUUAGCUUGUACAUAUUUUACAAGAUUAUUUAUUACUUUGAGUGUAUAUUGUUUUGUAUAAACUUACCAUAUGUAAAAAUUGGGCUUGGAACAAAUAUCUAAUUGAAAAUUAGAUAAUAUUUCUGUUAAAGAUAUAAUCAUAAUUGAAAAAUAAAAUUUAUUUGUAUGAAAAAUGUAGGUUUGAAUAUGAUAGGUUUACAGGUGUGAUAUGAUAUGAUAAGUUAUAUUUGUGUGAAUGUAUGUUUUCCUUUUAAAAAAUAACUAUACAAAUUUAAGUCUGAUUUUGUAAAUAUUUUGUGUAAAAAUCAUAGUUGAGUAGAGUACUUAUUUGAUCAGAUUAUCUUUAUUGUGUUCAUUAAGUUUUAUUAAUGUUAACAUUUUCUAUAAUUUUUAAGCAAUUGUGUACCUGUCAAAGAUGACAUCAAAUUUAUUAUUAUUUUAUUUAUGCUACUGUUUUUGCGUCUAUAUUUUAAAAAGUGGCAUAUUGCAACUGCCUCCUCUAUCUAGAAGUAUUAUAAUUGUGUUUAAAAUUCAAAUAACUUUGGAUGAUAACUUUAGACCUAAUAAGUGUUUUAAGUUGUCACUGUGUGAUGGUUUAUUAUCGUUGUUAACCUAAAAUAAAAGAAUAAAUUCUUGUGAAUAUUUUCCAGUUUCUUAGUUUUAUACUACUGAGUUGUCAUUUAUUUUAACAGUAAGUGUUGGAUGAUUUGGAAGGCAGUUAAUGUUUUUUAAGGUAUACCUUUCAGAUUCUUGUUACAGCUUUUACCAUCUUGAUCUGAUAUAAUGUAUUAGUUAUAUUCAAGAUUUUGUGGUAAGUUUCUUUUUUAUAAUUUAUUGAGAUCUAUUUAAAGCACCAAUUAUCGGAAAAAAAAGAAUAAAAAUUGUUGUUCCCUGCUUCACCUUUAUAAGGGAUUUUUCCACGUCAGGGGAUUAAAUGUCAUAAUUAAAAGGGUCCCACCACCAGGACUCGAACUCAAUUGAUCAGAUUGCCUUGCAACACGUGUUUUGCUCUCACAUUGUAGUCCACUUGGCCACUCCUACCAAUUUUUGAAAAUUAUGAAUCAAACAAUAGGCUUGGAAUAAAAAAAAUUAAUAGAGAAGUAAACAAAUUUUUUUUCUUACGCCUGUUGACUUCGACUUUUUAAGUUAUGAGACAGUAGUGAUCGUUUGGUUCUCUCUUUUUCAAGAUAUCCAGGGGCAAGGGAUUUACUAUCUGGAUGCGAUCACAUUUCACUCCCUCUUCAGGAACUCUCCUGAAGGAUGGUUGGCAAUCUUUUGCUUCAAUCAGAAUUCUAUCCAGUUUUUUUUUUUUUUUUUUUAUGGCAUAGGGGAUUAUCAGCCCUAUGGCCAACCCCCCAACCUGCAGGACCAGGAGGUAUGGUGUAAGGACGCAGGGCUCGCUCACCUCCCUAUGACACAGUGCGGACGUUACCUUCUCCAGGCGGGAAUCGAACCCGUGUCAUAGUGGACAAUGUAAUCGAGUAGGACUUGCACUUAUUAAUUUAAAUUUAUUAUUAAUUAUUUUUUUGGCUGUGAUUUCAAAUCCUACUUAAGUUAUUAAAAAUAAAAUUUCAUAAUGACAUCAUUUUCCCUUAAUGUCCGAAAAUGAAACAACAUUUAACACAAGUCACCCCAGGAUGAUCGUUGUAAUUGGCAAUAUUAUGCACAUUCAUUUCAAAAUUGGAGCCAAUUAGAUGUGUCAUAUGAUGUAUAAAAAUUAUGAGUGAUUACGAUAAUAUACUUGACUACUUGUUUGAAAAUAGCUUAGUAUUUAUAAAAACAUAUUAAGUGUUAUAAGAAAUCAUAAUGUUUAAAAAUACUCUUCUGUCUAAAUAUAAUGGCUUAAUGAGUGUUAUAAAUUGACCCUGAACAGAUUCCUGUAAUCAGAC